UAUGUUUAUAUACAUCAGUAUGUAGUCCCUUAGUGAAACCUUUAAAAAGACUUAUAUUUAGAAAUGGAGGGAGUAUGAUGCAUGAUCGAGAUGAGUGGAGCCUCCACUACCAUUGUAAUCAAGAAUCUUGUUUGUUUUUACAACACAAGUGGGUUGGACUUGAAACUAGAUUAUCUUACGAACAAAUUUGCAACUUGUAAAUGUAAAUGUGUAGCUAAUUUGGCAUGUCAUGCAUGUGUCAACUAUGGCACAUGCUGUGUGGGUUGGCCACCAGUCCGGUCAUACCGCAGGAACGCCAUGGUCGUCCAAUCGGUGAAGAUCAAGAAGGAGGAGACCGAGAAGCAGCAGCCUGCUGCUACCUCUGCUGCUGGCGCCAACGGCUCCAACUUUGUCAAGGUGAGCAUGGACGGCGCGCCCUACCUGCGCAAGGUGGAGGAUCUCAAGAUGUACAACACCUACAAGGACCUCUCCAUUGCUCCGCACAAGAUGUUCAGCACCUUCACCGCAACUGGGAAUGAGGGGAAGAUGGUGGAGGCAGUGAACGGUUCAGAUGUUGUUACUACUUACGAAGACAAGAAUGGCGAUUGGAUGCUUGUUGGAGACGUCCCAUGGGAGAUGUUUGUUGCUUCAUGCAAACGCUUGAGGAUCAUGAAGGGUUCCGAAGCCAUCGGUCUUGGUCAGUUUCUUCAGCAAAAGUUCUCUUACAGUUCAAGAGUAAUAUCUUAAUUCUAACGUUCCCCAUGGGACUUCUUUUUGUUUCAACGCCAAGGGCCAAGGACAAGUAAAAG
This is a messenger RNA of Hordeum vulgare subsp. vulgare (domesticated barley), 788 nucleotides long. RefSeq names its product auxin-responsive protein IAA13-like. The coding region runs from base 82 to 726 and encodes 214 amino acids. NCBI's taxonomy places the organism in Eukaryota, Viridiplantae, Streptophyta, Magnoliopsida, Poales, Poaceae. Gene Ontology annotation, cellular component: nucleus. The record is from RefSeq and is a predicted model, not a curated record. Gene Ontology annotation, biological process: regulation of DNA-templated transcription. Gene Ontology annotation, molecular function: protein binding. The transcript is spliced from 3 exons.